Molecule: messenger RNA, 717 nt
Organism: Trichoderma breve
Lineage: Eukaryota; Fungi; Ascomycota; Sordariomycetes; Hypocreales; Hypocreaceae
Product: 2OG-Fe(II) oxygenase superfamily domain-containing protein
Exons: 4
Coding region: 1-717 (238 amino acids)
Biological process (GO): peptidyl-proline hydroxylation to 4-hydroxy-L-proline
Cellular component (GO): endoplasmic reticulum
Molecular function (GO): iron ion binding; procollagen-proline 4-dioxygenase activity; L-ascorbic acid binding
Source: RefSeq, a predicted model, not a curated record
AUGGCCAAAUCCAAAUCAUCCAAAUCAUCCGCACCAGCUCAAGCCGCACCUCCACCCCCACCAUCAUGGCCUGUCUUUAAACCACCCUUGCCUGUCGUCGAGCUGUAUCCAGAGCUUCAUCCGGCCACUUCCAAUAUCGUUCUUCUCUCUUCAUUUUUCCCUCGCUCUCUCUGCCGCGAUUACGUCGCAUUUUUGAAAACCUUGCCUCUGCAGACGACCCCUUCACGGCCCAAGAAGGGAGAGGCAGUCCGCGUCAAUGACAGAUUCCAGAUCGAUGAUCCGGCAUUUGCACUCCGAUUAUGGGAGACCACUGGACUAAAGGAAAUAAUAUUGGAGAAUGAAACUAUAAAAGACCUGUGGGGCGGCGAGCCCGUAGGUCUCAACCCAAACAUUCGCAUCUACCGCUACUCCAAGGGCCAAUACUUUGACUGCCAUUACGACGACUCCAACAAUCUGAUUCUUGACUCUGUCCCCGUCAAAACCACUUGGACGCUCCUUCUAUACCUCACUUCCUCUGCCGAGGGUUGUAUUGGUGGCGAGACGGUAUUUUAUCCUCAUGAUCGCAAGUCUACUGCAGAAGAAAUCGCAGUAUCGCUUGAGACGGGCAUGCUGCUAUUGCACAAGCACGGUGAUGAUUGUCUGCUGCACGAGGGCCGGGAAGUUCAAGAUGGAGAAAAAUGGGUUUUGAGAACCGAUUUAUGUGUGCGUCGGGGAUGA